GCGCGGCGCGGGGCGGAGCGCGGGGGGGCAGUGCGGGACGUGGCGGCGGAGCGGAGGGGGGAGGCAGCGGCGCCAUGACCCGCGGGAACCAGCGCGAGCUGGCACGGCAGAAGAACCUGAAGAAGCAAAGCGACUCGGGCAAGGGCAAGCGGCGGGACGACGGGCUCUCGGCCGCCGCUCGCAAGCAGAGGGACUCGGAGAUCAUGCAGCAGAAGCAGAAGAAGGCUGAUGAGAAGAAGGAGGGCGCCAAGUAGCCCGCGGCCGGGCCGUCGCCGCAGCCCCGGGGCCGGGCCGCCCGCCGGCAGGAUGCCCAGCGCAGCCCCGGGGCCGGGCCGCCCCGCCGGGGACCCCGGCAGUGCCCCACGCCCACCUCGGGACCGACUCCUAUUAAAGUAGCUUGUGGAGCCCUGCA
Molecule: messenger RNA, 412 nt
Organism: Apus apus (common swift)
Lineage: Eukaryota; Metazoa; Chordata; Aves; Apodiformes; Apodidae
Gene: SERF2
Product: small EDRK-rich factor 2
Exons: 3
Coding region: 75-254 (59 amino acids)
Source: RefSeq, a predicted model, not a curated record